Molecule: messenger RNA, 1013 nt
Organism: Sinocyclocheilus anshuiensis
Lineage: Eukaryota; Metazoa; Chordata; Actinopteri; Cypriniformes; Cyprinidae
Product: zinc finger and BTB domain-containing protein 16-A-like
Exons: 1
Coding region: 93-1013 (306 amino acids)
Biological process (GO): regulation of transcription by RNA polymerase II
Molecular function (GO): RNA polymerase II cis-regulatory region sequence-specific DNA binding; protein binding; DNA-binding transcription factor activity, RNA polymerase II-specific
Source: RefSeq, a predicted model, not a curated record
GUUUUUCCCCCAUCUAAAGGCUGGCAUGAGAUUUCUCAUCUCGACAUCAAACCUGAUCAUCUUUCUUCAGCCGCACCUUUCACUCUUUGAAGAUGAUCCGCAUUCAUAACCCUCACCAUGUGCCAUUUCUGCAUCAGACGGAGCAGCUCCGCCAGGCCGGAACCCUUUGUGACACGCUUCUCAUUGUGGAGGGCCUUUCAUUUAAAGCCCACGCACUGAUACUAGCGCUGGCGAGCAAACGUCUCAAGCGUCAGCUAACAAAACAGCACGGUCCAGGGUACUGCUGCGUUAUAGAAAGAGUCUCUUCCCACACCUUCAAGCAAAUCCUAGACUAUGUGUACAGCGAAUCGCUGGAGGUGCCCAAAGAUGAUCUUGAGGAGCUGCUGAGGGGCGCUGAGUACCUGGAAGUGGAGUCUUUGGUAGAACAAUGUCAAGCACAACUUAGAGAUCCAGAAUCCCCAAAUAAGACUGACACAAAAGUGAUAAAUUCCCUCCAAGAUGACAAAGCACACAAGGACACUCGGUUGUCUAAAACUAGCCGCAAUUUGGAUGAAGACCACCUUGAUUGUUCUUUAGAAGAAGAACGUUCUUCCACCAAGAGGUCGGUCCACGAUGCACAUAAGAAGAGCUGUUCUCCCGUGUCUCCUCUGCCUCCCAUGUUCUCCAGUGACACCAUCAUCUCCUCCAGCUCUCCGUCUCCAAGCUCUCUCUUCUGCUGGCCGCCGGUCAGCUCGUCUAGGAGCAUGGUGUUAAACUGUAGAGAAAUUAUGACCUUCCACUCCCUUCGAGCAUAUCCCUACCCCACACCCAUAUACCCCAUCCUCCACCACUCGCUCCAGCCACAGGUCUCCUCCUCACUUAUGGGUUACACGGGGUUGCUUCACCCCUAUCACCCUCUCAUACACUCUCCUCCGCUGACUCAAGACAGUCCCUUCGUUCCUGGUCUGAAAGGAAAGAACGCCUCUAUCAGUGCAGCUUUAACGGGGUCCAUGUCAGAUGAUCAAGAGAGGUAA